AUGCCGCAUCAAAAUUCCCCAACUUCUUCUACUCCUUCUACCCGAGCAUCCUCUUCUUCAUUUUCAUUCUUUAAUAGCCGAAUAUUUGGCUCUUUUUUGGCAAAUAAUUCUUCACAUCCAAUGAUGUUUGACUUCCCUACUUUGCCCCCUCAUUUGCUCGAUCCAAACGGUUAUGCUCAAUCUCCAGUUGGCCAAUUAAGUCGAAGCAAUGCUGUUUUAAUGAGAGAAAAUCAACAAUUGACUAAUAGAGUGCAGGAUUUGGAAAAUUCUUUACGUGAUCACGUUGCCCAUUUAAAUUCUGUAUAUUUUACUUUACAUCAACAUUAUGGAUUUGAUGCUUUACAACUUCCUGGAGGUGAACUUGUCCAUCUUUCACAAUUUAAAGGCCCAGAAGUUGUUUUGUUAACUUUUGUUCACAAUCCAAAACAACAAUAUCAACAACAAAAACACCGACUUUCUUUAGACGCCCAACUUUGUGUUUCUCCUGAUGAUACACAUAAACAACAACAAUUAACAACAACAACAUCUUCAAUAAAUAAUCGUCGUAACAGACUUUUAUUGCUUCAACAAAAACAAUUACAACAAAUUAGGCACAAACAACCACCUUUACUUUCUUCCCUUUCCCCUACUGCUACUUCAUCUUUACCUUCACAAUUCUCUCAACAACAUUCACCACCAUCAACUUCGAGUGAUUCUGCUUGUUAUUCUUCUAAUUCUGUUGAACAACAACUAGUAUCAGGUCCAAGCAGUACAGAAUCUUCUUCAAUCUCUGCAGCCUUUUCUUCAACUUCUUCAUUAGAUCCAGUUGAAAUGCUUCGCCAAUUAUGUAUUAAAUCUUCAACAGACCAACAAUCAACAGAACAAAUACAAGGGUAUGUUGGAUGGCUUAAAGAACAAGAAAAUGGAGAAAAUAAAGAUGAAGAAGAAAAACAACGUCUUUUAGAAUAUCUUAGAGCACAACAAGUUCAGGCACAAGUUCAACAACCCCUUAUUAUUAAUGAAGAUAAAAGAAAAUAUUCAAUAAAUACAUUAACUACAGCUAGUUCUGAUGGCUGGAGAAGUGCCCGUUCUGAAACUGUUCCUUCUACAAGUGAACAACAAAAUGAAGAUAAUUGUGAAAAACCUCCAAAUAGUAGAGCUACUUGGCCACCUAGAUUUCCAUUAAUGAAUAAAACUAGAAAAUUUAGAAGUAUCCAAUUUCUUGGCAAUCGUCGUUCAACAAGUAGCAGUUCAGUCUCUCCCCACCCAAUACCUACAACAACAGCUUUUUUAUCUGGAAAUCAUCGAGGUAAUUCUUCAACCUCCCCAAGAGGCAUUAGUGGAAUUGGUAGACAUUCACCCCAUUCUCCAAAUAGUAAUGAAAGGAAACAACAAAAGACUAGAAUAGGGAUUGGGCCUAUGGCUACAGCAGCAUGUAGAAAUACUUUAAGAAUUGGUGGUAGUGAUUCUCGAGGGGGCACGAAAAGAAAUUUACUUUAA
Molecule: messenger RNA, 1479 nt
Organism: Meloidogyne enterolobii
Lineage: Eukaryota; Metazoa; Nematoda; Chromadorea; Rhabditida; Meloidogynidae
Source: the annotation of a GenBank genome assembly